Molecule: messenger RNA, 2640 nt
Organism: Cavenderia fasciculata
Lineage: Eukaryota; Evosea; Eumycetozoa; Acytosteliales; Cavenderiaceae
Exons: 7
Coding region: 1-2640 (879 amino acids)
Biological process (GO): proteolysis
Molecular function (GO): serine-type peptidase activity
Source: RefSeq, a predicted model, not a curated record
AUGUUGUUGUCAAACAAGACAAGCCAUAUAUCUAUCAUCUAUCGUAUCAUAUCAUUUAUUCUAUCACUCUCUCCGAUCACACAUAAUAUCUAUCAAAUUUACAAGAUGGUAAAACCAUCAUCAACAACACUAUCACCAUCUUCUUUUGGAUGGAUGAUGAACAAUGUAAUUGUUAGUGUCAUGGUGAUGAUGCUCAUUACCAUCGUUGUGGUAACUGGAUCGUCAUCCUACUCAUCGUCACCAGAUGAAAGUGGUAGUGGAAGUACUAAUACAAUUUUGGAUAUGUGUAAUCCAGAUACAUUGUAUGAUAUGAUGGACAAUAUUGGUGUCGAUCCAUCACCCAAAGGUAUUGAUAGGUUGGGUGCAUACGGAUCAUGGUACAGUCCAUGGACCACCAAACUAGCAACAUCCAACCAAAAAUAUUCAUUGGAGACCUAUGAACCAACCAAAGACUUUGCAUUUUGGUUGGAAGUAAGACCAACCGAACAAGGUAGAUUCGUUCCUGUUCAAGUUGACAAUAAUAAUAAUUAUAGAGAUUUAAUACCAAUUGGGUAUAAUGCAAGAUCAUCAGUAUAUGAAUAUGGAGGUACACCCAUUGUAUUUUUAAAUUAUCCACGUCAUGCUAAUGACCAAGACUUUAAAGUUGUAUUUAUCAAUGAAGAUCAAGCUUUGUAUCUACAUUAUCCACAUCGAGACAAAUAUGUACCAUUAAGAUUAACACCACCUGUCACUACCCGUAAUACAACCAUGCGAUUUGUAGAUGGAACACAUGACAAAAAGAGAAAUAGAAUUGUCUAUAUUUGUGAAGAGCAUUUUCCAUCACCCGAUAACCCAGAGGAAGAAUUGCAACAAGCGCUAAACUAUCUAUGUUCAAUCGAUCUACGUACCAAAGAAAUUAAAAUCAUUGAACAAGGUAGAGAUUUUUAUUCUUAUCCAAGAUUUAAUCAUGAUUUCUCAAAAGUAAAUAUAAAUAUAAAUUUAACAUGGAUAUCAUGGAGUUUCCCAAAUAUGCCAUGGGAUGAUACAGAAUUGUAUGUUGGAAAUAUACAUUAUUUUGAUGGAUCUCUCACAUCAAAGUAUCGUGUGUCUUGGUUUAAUGAAUCCGUGAUCGAUCCGAAAUGGGGUAUUGGAGACGACCGUGAUUCACUCUACUAUAUAUCUGAUAUUAGUGAGGGCUAUUGGGCAAUCCAUAAACACAAUAGUAUCUCUAAAACCAACCAAUUAAUCCAGUCCCCCAAAAGUCUAGGUUACAUUGAAAUCGGUGAACCAAUUUGGUAUUUUGGUAGAUCUUUUUAUGACUUGCUACCAAAUAAAAGAAUUAUGGCAACUGGAGAUAAAUAUAUAAUUGAUAUAAAGAUUGGAAUGGGAUUUGAGAAAUAUGAAAAUGAAAUGUCGAUUGGAAGAUCAAUCAAAACACAAAAACAAGGAGUUGGGUGUAGAGAUGAAUAUGAUUGUUCAGUAACUAUUCUUGGAGGUUCACCAACUCAAACAACUACACUUGUAAGAUUAUUAUCAUCUCCUCGUAAAAGUUUUCAAAAUAAUCAAAACAAUCAAAAUAAUAGUCAACAACAAAAAGUUAAAGUUGGAGUACAAGUCGAUGUUUCAUCAAUUAGAUAUCAAGAUAAAGAUAAAGAUAAAAAGGAUACUUAUAUUAUUGAAAGAUUUGGAUUCCCGUAUGAAUGUAAUCGUCAAACAGGACAAUGUAAAUCAGUUUAUCUUUUACCCUAUCAUAUUGAAUUUCAACCACUUUUACCUUUGGAUACAUAUGAUAGUAGAUUUAUAUCAAUUCCAGUACUAAUUAAAUUUGCAACAAGUGAUGGUCAUUUUGCAUAUGGGUAUUACUAUCCACCAACUAAUCCAUUGUAUACCAAUGCUGGACAGAUUAGUAAUGCAUCCAACAAACCUCCACCUCUACUUGUCAAGUCUCAUGGUGGACCUACAGAUAGUGCAGAGCCAGUUUUAAAUAUGAAAUUCCAAUACUGGACAUCAAGAGGUAUAGGUAUACUAGACGUCAAUUAUAGAGGGUCGUCAGGAUAUGGCCGACAAUACAGAGAAUUAUUAAAUACUAAAUGGGGUAUUUACGAUGUUGACGAUUGUUGUAAUGGUGCAAAAUACCUAGUUGAAAAUGGUUUUGCUUCAAAUGAUUCAUUAUUAAUUGAUGGAGGUAGUGCAGGAGGAUUUACAACAUUGGCAUCAUUAACAUUUAGAGAUGUAUUUAAAGGUGGAAGUAGUUUUUUUGGUAUUGGAGAUCUUGAUAAGCUGGCUCAACAGAGUAGACAUAAAUUCGAGUUUAGGUAUGCCGACAAGUUGGUAGGCGAUUAUAAAGAGCAACGACAAUUGUUUUAUGACCGGUCACCCAUUCGAUAUGUGUCCAAGCUAAAGGUGCCAGUUGCCUUUUUCCAUGGCGCUGAUGAUAUGGUCGUCGAUCCAAACCAAAGUCGCGAGAUGUAUGAACACUUGAAAGCGAUUGGUAUCCCUACACUACUUGAAAUCUAUCAAGGCGAAGACCACGGAUUCGUCCAAGAAAAGAAUCUCCAACGUUCACUCGAUGGAGAACAUUUCUUUUUCUCAAAAAUACUUGGGUUUGAAGCUAAAUGUUUACUUCACAAUGAUUUUAAUAUUGUAAACCUAAAUAAAUAA